UCUCUAGUCACAUUUGACGAUCCGUUGGCAACGCAUGUGGCGAACCACGUUCCGUCGCGUUCCGUGUUUCCUCAGCCGCUGGCCGAAAAGCGCGCGCCACACUUGCAUGUGAGUCAAGUGCAAUAAACCACCUCACGUGAAGUAUAUCCGCCACCUGUCCAUUUGAAUAUCCGCGCGCUGCAGGCCUACACCCCCGGAAGCGCUGCUGCACCCGAGACGGGCUGCUGUGUGGACACUCGAGUGCGGUAUUGUUGGUUUGUGAUUCUUGUGCGACGGCUUUUCUCACUCCGCGGCGCCGUUCAGUGUUGAAGAAGUGCAUUUGUAUUUUCCAUAUUGGAAAGAACUGAGAUACUCGAGAAAGAGGGAAAACCUGAGAUUUCCGUAGCCACACGACGCCCAGCCAGACAUCCAGUUUGCUGUGUACGCGCGGCGGACAAAGGCCUCGAGAUGCUCCUGAGACGCGUCAGCGGAUCUGGAUGGACAUCAGUGUCCGCGGGACAGAAGUUCGGCGAGAGAAAGUGAAUAAUAUUUGGGAAGACGUGCAAUAACUUCUGGGCAAGAGAGAGAGAGAGAGUGACUUGAGGACAAGUGUUGAGUGCUAAUCCGUAAAAUUGACGUGGGAGACGGGAAAAGCGUGCGACGAAAGGCUCGGACGGAGGAGCAUUAUGCCGCUUCUGGUCGCCCAGCGCAGUUCGCAUCGAGUGGCACUUGACCACAGCUCAGCGCCGGCCACGGACCAGCCCCUGGACUUUACCAUGUCCAAAUUCAAAACAUCCACCAGGCACCAGCUCUACCGUCAGUACUACGGAGCCGAUGACUCCCCACCGCCCUACAAACACGAGGAACUGGAAAACAGUGAUAGUGAAAUGCGAGAGAAACCCUGUGGAAAAUUGUGGUUAGACAAUGUUAGUGAGAUGCAGUGGCGCCACCAGCUGGCGGCCGCUGCCGUAGCCGCGGCCAGCAUGCCGCAAUCGUCAGUCCCGUCGAAUCCCAUCACCACCGCGUCAACCGCCACGAGCAGUCACUCCACCAUUCAGCAAUCCAUCACGAACAGCAAUAUUCCCGUGCGUGAGCUGAUGGCGCAGCACGAGGCGGCCAAGAGGGCGCUGGCCGCCGUCGCCACCUCGGCGCCCUCCUCCUCCUCCUCGUCGCCCACGGCGGCCACAGCGUCGCCGGGCCGCGAGCGCUCCUUCGUCACGCACUUGAUGCCGCCGCGGCUCGAUGGCGCGCCGCGCGAAAAGUGUCUCAACAACAACGAGCGCGAGCGGGACCUGAGAUGCGACCGUGACGGCUCACAGCCCAAGCCCAAGAGUCUAGGAGCUAUUCGUCUUGGCGGCCGCCGCAGCACAGUCAGUUGCCAUUGCCGUGGCGUUCAGGACACAACGGCUGCAAAUCACACUGAAUUCACAGCCUCUUCGCUCGCCUGUCGCGCCGAGACGAUUUGA
This is a messenger RNA of Phlebotomus argentipes, 1445 nucleotides long. RefSeq lists its product as uncharacterized. The record is from RefSeq and is a predicted model, not a curated record. The coding region runs from base 666 to 1445 and encodes 259 amino acids. NCBI's taxonomy places the organism in Eukaryota, Metazoa, Arthropoda, Insecta, Diptera, Psychodidae. The transcript is spliced from 5 exons.